GAAUUCAACAGUUAAAACAAAGAAUGGAAGAUAUGGAAAGACACUACAAAUAUGUAUCUAACCUAUCACCAGAACAAACUAAUGAACAUAUCAAAGAUAUAAAAAACAUAACAAGGAAAAAAUUAGACAUGGCAGAAAAAGCAGAAUCGCAGAAGAAGUAUUUAUUCCAAACAAUAGAAGCAUUAACACAAUCAAAAAAUGCAUUCCUGUGGAAAAAUAGAGAUUUAGUAAAAGUAUAG
Ambispora leptoticha is the source of this 239-nucleotide messenger RNA. The record is from the annotation of a GenBank genome assembly. NCBI's taxonomy places the organism in Eukaryota, Fungi, Glomeromycota, Glomeromycetes, Archaeosporales, Ambisporaceae.